UGGAGUCUUACAACCAAAACCAAUGGUACUCGACUCAGACCCCAUUGUUCUUAGAGAUCCAGGCAUCCUCCUCAACAUAAGCACACUGGCAGUACCCUCCAACUCCUCUGAAUCCAUUAGGAAAUCAGAACUUCCAACUUCUUCCAUUCUACCCUCCUCAUCACAUGGGGCAAAUCUAUGUCUCUUGGUUUCAGGCACUAGACACAUUCAACCCUCUUUCUCCCUAUGUGAGCCCACUGAGUCCCUUGGAGAACCUUACACCACAGGAGAGUCCACAAGAUACCCCUCCUCAAUCUCCUCCCGCACUAGAUACUCGAACAAGGCAAGAAUUAGCAGAGAUACUAGCAGAAAUGAGGGCAACGAGGACGGAGUUUUGGUGGCUGAAGGGAAUUCAAUUUUACAACCUAAAAGAACAGUUCGGAAAAAAAUCAUUCUCAAAUGCCCCCCAGAAAUGAUUGAAUGCAGUCUAAAUUUUCGUCAAACAACAAAUCCAGAAAUAGGCAAAUAUGCGAUGGUGAUCAUCCCCACACUACUUCAGCUCACUCCUUCUCUAAGUCUAGGUCAGAUGAUGACUCAGGCAGUCAGUCUGAUGGUUCCACCUCCCAUGAGGGAGAUAACCUCUCCUAACUCUUAUAUGAAUUUCCUAGUAUGGAAUUGUAGGGGGUCACACAAUCUUGAGUUUCAUAGGCAUUUUCGAUCUCUCUUAGAUAAUCACAGGCCAGUGUUAGCCAUUCUACUAGAAACUCACAUGCAAGAUCACACUAGGCUUCGUGAUGACUUUAAUUUUACUAAUAUGUCACAAGUGUCAUCUAAUGGUCUCGUAGGUGGAUUACUUGUUUUAUGGAAUGAAGCUAGUAUCAAUGUUACUGAAAUGAGGCUUUCUCAGCAAGAGAUCCAUUGUGUGGUCCAGGUACCUCCUCCACCAACUUAAUAAUCCGUCUGUCCAACAUGCGUACAGAGAGCAGAAUGUUGUAGCAGACCACCUAGCAAAGGCAGCCAAAUGUUUUGUUCAUACUUGUGAUCCGUAUGUCUAUCCUGUGGCACCACUUUUUGUGAACCAAGCUUUGGAAGCUGAUAAGAAGCACUUUUUGGAUGUAAAUAUAAGCAAAACAACACAUGGCUCUAUUAGCAGUUCCUAUGUAAACAAUAUGCUGCAUGUUAAUGGUAGUAGUAGUAUUAAUGUAGCUUCCUUUAGUAGUAGCUUAAUACAUAGUAGUACUAAUGUAGCUUCGUCUAGUAGUAGCUUAUUACAGUAUGGCACUAAAGCCACUUGUAAUGGAAGGCUAUACCAGCCACUCUCUGUACGCAGUACUUAAAUAUAUAUAAAUAUUAUCUUUUGUACCAAAAAAAAUAAAUCCAACGACAUCUCUCGCAGCACGCGAAGAAAUAGUAUAAGUCAGAAGCGCAUGUCAUUUAAAAUGAGACUUGUCUUACCUAGCCCAUCAGUUACCGAAUUAGUAAAAGGUUACGAAUAAUGCAUCUAAGUUUUACACCGAAUUAUGUAAUUAAAUAUUAAGGGUUCGUUUGGUUACAACGAUUAGGAGGAAGUUAUCCUAUUGAGAUUUUACCUUGUGUCACAGAAUUAAGGGGUCGUUUGGUUGAGAAUUAAGUUAUUCCGGAAUUAAUUAUUCUAGAAUUUUCAUAGGGAUAAAAAAUACUACAAUGCCAAGAUAACUAAUCCGAGAUAAGUUAUACCACUAUUUUAUCUCAACCAAAUAUAAAAUAAGUUCAUUUCAAAUUUACAGGCAAUAUUCCUCUUGUUCUGUUGCCCCUUUUGUCACCUUCCUUACAAUUUCCUUUCUAUCUUUUUACAGACAUAUUCCUCUCUUUUUCUCUGUCUUUCUAUCCUUUCAUGGGAAUCAUCUCAUUUCCCGUGACUUCAAACUCCCAACUCAAAACCCUACUCCUCCAUUGAAACACAACACUAAAAGCUUCUAACUUUACCAUUUCUUCCUGUUAUUUAUCAAUGCACCGUUAUUUCGCUGUCUCUGGCUAGAGAGAA
Nicotiana tabacum (common tobacco) is the source of this 2002-nucleotide messenger RNA. RefSeq lists its product as uncharacterized. The record is from RefSeq and is a predicted model, not a curated record. Lineage: Eukaryota; Viridiplantae; Streptophyta; Magnoliopsida; Solanales; Solanaceae.